This is a messenger RNA of Cannabis sativa, 1436 nucleotides long. RefSeq lists its product as uncharacterized. The record is from RefSeq and is a predicted model, not a curated record. Lineage: Eukaryota; Viridiplantae; Streptophyta; Magnoliopsida; Rosales; Cannabaceae. The coding region runs from base 259 to 1236 and encodes 325 amino acids. The transcript has a single exon.
GAUCAUAGUUAACGUUUGGGAAUAAAUAUAUGUAUUGAAAAAAAAAAAUCUUAAAAAAAGUCAAGAAGAAGAAUUCGAGAAGAAGUAUUGAAAACAAAAUGGAGGCCACCAAUCAAAAUUGACUGUUAACUAACAAAGCCUCAAAAUCAACGACCAAACCAUCUAAAACUACUUCUUCUAUUCUACUACAUCAAAUCUCCCAUCUUCCCCAAUUUUCCAGCCUACAAAUCCAGAAAACUAAUCUCAUCUCAUACAGAAAUGGGGUUCUUCUCCUUCGCCUUUGCUGGCGUUGGAUUAAUAUUCAUUGGUGCAUGGGAAGCUUUCACCUUUCUUUCCUCAAACCCAAAUCAAAUCUCACUUCCAUCUUCACCUCUUACCUCGAUUCAAACCCCCUCACCAUCUUCCAAAUCAAAUUCCCAGAUAAAAACUCCAUCUUUUUCUUCCUCCUCCUUAUCGUUCAUCUCCAUCUCCAUAGUCUCUUUCCUCUUUAUUAUAAAUUCCUUGGUUUCCUUAUAUGACGCGAUUGAGUUACGCGACCGAGUUGGAACGGCUCUUCAAUUACAGGUUCUAGCAAUUGCUUCUCUCUUCUUGCUCUACGGCAUCAUGGGUCUUAUGGUAAAUUUCUCUUCUUCGCUCGUCAGUUUAAUCGGUCUUUUCGCUUUCGUCGAAGAAUUUCUAUUGUUUUACCUCCAAAGAAAAGACCCAAGUGGAAUUGAAAAUCGUUACUUUGAUCUUUUGUUAGUUCCUAUAACCGUAUGUCUAUUCUCCACAGUUCUUGAUUUGAAAUCACCCAAAUCGAUUUUUUCCAAAUUCGCUCGUGGGAUUGGGUUAAUUUUACAGGGAAUGUGGUUUUUACAAAUGGGUUUUUCGUUUUACACCAAUUUAAUCACUCAUGGUUGUACAUUGCACGAAAAGAGCAGAGGAAAUUACACGAUCAAGUGUAAGGGACACCCUGAUUAUCACAGAGCUAGGGCUAUUGCUACACUUCAAUUCAAUUGUCACCUUGCUCUUGUAGUGAUCAUAGUUUCGAUUUUUUACUCAAUUGUGUCUCGGAGAAAUGGUAGUGCUGAUUUUAUGCAGUAUAAGCCACUCGUUGCUGAAAUGGCUACAUUUGAGAAUCAGAGCCAGUUCACUUUGGACUCUGAUGAAGAAGAAGAAGAAGAGGACAAAGUGGCUAACCAAAAGGCAGCUGAAGUUGUGGAAUUUGGUGUUAAUGGUCAUGUAUCACAUCAGUGAGUAUACAAAUUCAAAAUUUUAUUCAACAUUAUUAGAUUUUGAUACUGCUAAAUUUGUUUUUCCUUUUCAAUUUUGUAUAAAUGAUCUUGAUUUGGGACCUUCAAUCUAUGCAAUGCACAUGUUGAGUCAUACUUUUGUUUCUUGUACUUAAAAAGUGUGGAAGUCCACACUCUCAUAAUGAAUAUUAGUUUAGUAUUGAA